GCCCGGGGGCGCCGAGAGGGCGGCCGGGCCGGGCGGCCGGCGCGGGCUGCGGGCGUGCGGCGAGGAGUUCGCGUGCCCCGAGCUGGAGGCGCUGUUCCGCGGCUACACGCUGCGGCUGGAGCAGGCGGCCACGCUGAAGGCGCUGGCCGUGCUCAGCCUGCUGGCCGGCGCGCUGGCGCUGGCCGAGCUGCUCGGCGCGCCGGGGCCCGCGCCCGGCCUGGCCAAGGGCUCGCACCCGGUGCACUGCGUCCUCUUCCUGGCGCUGCUCGUGGUCACCAACGUGCGCUCCCUGCAGGUGCCCCAGCUGCAGCAGGUCGGCCAGCUGGCGCUGCUGUUCAGCCUCACCUUCGCGCUGCUCUGCUGCCCCUUCGCGCUGGGCGGCCCCGCGGGGGGCCCCGCGGGCGCGGCGGCGGGGCCGGCGGCCGCAGAGCAGGGGGUCUGGCAGCUGCUGUUGGUCACCUUCGUGUCCUAUGCCCUGCUGCCCGUGCGCAGCCUGCUGGCCGUCGGCUUCGGGCUCGUGGUGGCUGCCUCGCACUUGCUGGUCACCGCCACCUUGGUCCCCGCCAGGCGCCCUCGUCUCUGGAGGACGCUCGGCGCCAAUGCCCUGCUCUUCGUGGGCGUGAACAUGUACGGCGUGUUCGUGCGCAUCCUGACCGAGCGCUCACAGCGCAAGGCCUUCCUGCAGGCACGGAGCUGCAUUGAGGACCGGCUGCGGCUGGAAGACGAGAAUGAGAAGCAGGAGCGGCUCCUCAUGAGCCUCCUGCCCCGCAACGUCGCCAUGGAGAUGAAGGAGGACUUCCUGAAGCCGCCAGAGAGGAUCUUCCACAAGAUCUACAUCCAGAGACACGACAACGUGAGCAUCCUGUUUGCGGACAUCGUGGGCUUCACGGGGCUGGCGUCCCAGUGCACGGCCCAGGAGCUGGUCAAACUCCUCAACGAGCUGUUCGGCAAGUUUGAUGAAUUAGCCACGGAGAACCACUGUCGCCGCAUCAAGAUCCUUGGGGACUGCUACUACUGCGUGUCCGGCCUCACCCAGCCCAAGGCCGACCACGCCCACUGCUGCGUGGAGAUGGG
Oryctolagus cuniculus (rabbit) is the source of this 1074-nucleotide messenger RNA. Lineage: Eukaryota; Metazoa; Chordata; Mammalia; Lagomorpha; Leporidae. The record is from RefSeq and is a predicted model, not a curated record.